Messenger RNA from Trichoderma atroviride IMI 206040, 2310 nucleotides. RefSeq lists its product as uncharacterized. Gene Ontology annotation, biological process: attachment of mitotic spindle microtubules to kinetochore; mitotic spindle assembly checkpoint signaling. The record is from RefSeq and is a predicted model, not a curated record. Gene Ontology annotation, cellular component: nuclear envelope; mitotic spindle; kinetochore. Lineage: Eukaryota; Fungi; Ascomycota; Sordariomycetes; Hypocreales; Hypocreaceae.
AUGCGCGGCCGCGCAAUGCAGGAUGCCAGCACUCCUACUGGCCGUCCAGGCUCUCGGCCGGCCAGCAGACUUCGUACUGGAAGCACCUCAGGCCUCCCCCGACCAAAUCUGUCAAUUCGUGAUUCCAGAAUAGGAUCUUUUCGAGCGUCAACAUCCGCCCAUAACCUUACUGGAGAACACAGCACAAGUAGACCGUCAUCUAGACAAAGCAAUGCAACCCCAUCGCUCCGAGGCUCAGUCGAGAAUUUGAAAGACAAUGUCGUGCCGCCUGAGUCAGAUGCAUCCGAAAAGUAUCGGAAAGAAAUCGAGGCCCUCAAGGCCGAGAUUGGGACCUUGCAAUACCGCCUGCAGACCGCUGAGCAGGAAAAAGACAUCGCUUUAUCUCAGCAAAAUAACAAGAUGGAGCAAGCCCGUCGGCGCGAACAAGAAGAAGCACAGCAUCGCCAAUCAGCUGAAUCGGAAAAGGCAAAGACAGACAGUAAGAUGGAGUCGAUCCGAUCCGAAAUGGAGGAGCUGAAAGAAGCCAUGGAAAACGACAAACGAUCACUCGAGUCCAAACUUCGGGCCGCUGAGGACGAAACUCGCCUUUUGCAAGAACAGCUAGAAGACCUGACCAGCGCCAAAGACGAAGCGGCGAGAAGGGCUGACAAGAAAGCCAACGAUCUUCAAAUGCAGAUUUCUGCAGCAAACAGCUCAUUACAGGACAUGCAGCAGGAGGCAGAAGCACAUGAGACAUCAUUACGGCAGUGCCAGGAGCAGAUUCUAGAAAAAGACACAUUGAUUGGCAACCUAGAGGCGGACGUACUACGGCUCAAGGCCCAAAGCGGUGAUGCGGAGACGAUGGACAUCAUCAAGAGGGAGCUGUCUGAGCAGGUUUCACAUAUUCGUGCUCUGGAAGCUUCGAACCGCGAACAACUUACAGAGCUGAAGCGGCUCCGAGCUGUCAACAAAGCCGUCGAGAUUGUCGAAGAGGAAAAGAGGUCAUUGAUGAGAAAGGUUGUGGCCGCUGAGAAGCUAGAGGUGGAACUGGCAGAGGCAAGGAUACAACGGCAAAGAUUGGAGGACGAGCGCCUAUCAUGGUCAGCUUACCUCAAGAACAUGUCAGCAACAGGCCAGGCCGAGUUCGAUUCACCAGAACAGAUUGCGAGGGCGCUUGUACAGGAGCGACUGACCAGUGCCUCCUAUGUCGAGCAGCUAGGCGCUGUUCGUGCCGAGAUUGCGGCUCAGCAAAGCCAUAUCCAGGCCUUGGAAGAAGAGAGAGCGCAAAUGAGGAGCCAAGCCGAGAAUGCCACAACGUCUGCCCAGGCUGUUAAUGUCGACCAGGUCCGCAUGCGUCUCGACCGGCAGCGUGCCUUGGCUCUGAAGGAAGUUGAAUACUUGCGCGCACAGCUUAAAGCCUUUGACACGGAAGAGCAAGCCUUACAGCCCGAACGGUUUGAUGAAUCCCGCGUGGCACGUAUCCAGGAGCUGGAAGACAUGGUGGACAACUACAAGAUGGAGGUUCAGCGGUUACACGGCGAACUCUCAUCCAUGGAUCCGUCAUCACAGCAGCCAUCAUCGCCGUUGCUGCUCGCUGGAAGCAAGCGAAGUCGGGCCGAGGAUGAUGUCGCCCAGGAGCAGAUGGGCCAGCUUACGCGUAAGAACCGCAAGCUCCAGGAAGAGUUGGCGAGCGUACAGACACAGGUCUCCAUGCUCGAAAAGGAUCUCUCUACGACGCGCGAGCAGCUUUCUGCCGCCAAAGAGCAGACCAAAACGCGAGUAUUAUCGCUGAGAUCUAAUCCCACCUCGGAUUAUGAGGCGAUCAAGCGGGCCACUCUUGAGGCUCUGCAGAAGGAGAAUAAGGAGCUAUUGGCGACGUUGCGGUCAAAGGAGACGAGUCCUUCAAUACCCCUGAUUCCGACAUCAGUACUGGGCGCCAUGGAGCGCGAAAUCGCAGCAGCAAAAGCCGAAACCGCAAGCGCCCAGAAAUCAGCGCGCCGCCUCAAAGAAGUCUGGGGCUCCAAGUCACAAGAGUUCAAGGAGGCCAUCUUCUCAACACUGGGCUGGACCGUCACUUUUAUCCCCAACGGCAAGAUGCGCGUCGAGAGCACCUUUUAUCCGUCGCAGACGGACGAGCACGAGAACUCGAUUGUGUUUGACGGCGAGCGGGGCACGAUGAAGGUGGGCGGCGGGCCCAAGAGCGCGUUUGCGCAGAAGAUUGGCGACCACAUUGGCUUUUGGGUCAGGGAGAAGGGGUGCAUCCCGGGCUUUUUGGCGGCGCUGACGUUGGAGUUUUAUGAGGAGCAUGCGAGGGCGGCUUCGGGGGAGUGA